Molecule: messenger RNA, 582 nt
Organism: Anopheles marshallii
Lineage: Eukaryota; Metazoa; Arthropoda; Insecta; Diptera; Culicidae
Product: zinc finger protein 84-like
Exons: 3
Coding region: 1-582 (193 amino acids)
Biological process (GO): regulation of transcription by RNA polymerase II
Cellular component (GO): nucleus
Molecular function (GO): DNA-binding transcription factor activity, RNA polymerase II-specific; RNA polymerase II transcription regulatory region sequence-specific DNA binding
Source: RefSeq, a predicted model, not a curated record
AUGGCCGGAAAAACUCGUGAAGUGUGUCGAUUAUGCCUCAGUGGAUCCUCGUUGUUGGACAUAUUUAGUGAAACGGAUCUAAAUGGCUUGAUAGCAACAUUGCUUUCAAUCACGGGUAAAAAGCGAUACAUUUACGACUGUAAGCAAACGUAUCGUAAGCAGCUGGUCGAGUGUGAUAUUUGUCACAAAAGCUUGCCGAAAACUCGUCUGGAAGGUCACCGAAAUGUUCACCUUGGAAUGAGACCUCUGAAAUGUGAGCGUGGAUGUGAGCAGAAUUUUCACUGUAAGCAGCUUCUAUUGCACCAUUACCGUAACGUACACAAUGGGGAAACACAUUGUUGCGAUGUUUGUGGAAAAGUGUUACGCUCAAAGCGCAGCCUCGGAUACCAUCAAAGGGAUAGCCAUGGAGAGAAGAAAUAUCCUUGCAGUUUUUGUGACCAACUGUUUGUUUCCAAUGCCCGUCUGAAUCAACAUCUGAAGUAUCAUCGAGGGGAUCGCAAAUAUCGUUGCAAGCUGUGCGAAUAUUCAUUCUACUCCAGCAAUGAUUUAAAGAAGCACCUUACUACUCAUCGCUCACUUUAA